Mesocestoides corti is the source of this 1014-nucleotide messenger RNA. The record is from the annotation of a GenBank genome assembly. Lineage: Eukaryota; Metazoa; Platyhelminthes; Cestoda; Cyclophyllidea; Mesocestoididae.
AUGCCUGUACAACGUGGACUGCCUACGGCUCCAGCUGCAGAACAGUCUCUGGUACAAUUUAAAACACUCCUGGCAACAGAAGUGGAUCCUGGCGACCCACGACCAAGUUUGAGAGAGCUCGGGACUAUCGGCGAAGGCAGCACAAGCGUCGUGAGAUUGGCCCGACACCUGCCGGACAAUUCUCUCGUAGCAAUCAAGAAAAUGAACAUUACUACUCAACAGCGACCCGAGUUGCUUAUUAAUGAGGCAGUCCUCAUGCGAACCUUUUCCCAUCCAAACAUCUUGAAAAUGUUUUCCAGUCACAUAAUCGGCAAUGAACUCUGGGUGAUAAUGGAAUUCAUGGACUGCGGGGCCCUCACUUCAGUUCUCGUGAACACCAGACUAAGCGAGAAGCAAAUAGCCACAAUCUGCGUUCCAAUACUCGCCGCUCUGGUCUUCCUUCACGACAAUGGCGUGAUCCACCGAGAUCUCAAGUCAGAUUCCAUUUUACUCGCAUCCGACGGCAGAAUCAAAUUAUCUGAUUUUGGGUUCUGUGCGACGGUCACUCCAGCGAACCCCCGACGAAGGAGUUUGGUCGGUACACCCUAUUGGAUGGCACCAGAGGUGAUAGCUCGUGCGCCCUACACAACAGCCGUCGAUAUUUGGUCAUUCGGUGUGCUCGUCAUCGAGAUGGUUGAUGGCGAGCCAAGUCUUUUCAACGAACCACCCUCACUUGCCAUGUGCCUCAUUAAGGACAAAUUUACACCACAUCUUAAACACCCUGAAAGUGUAAGUGCCACUGCCCCUUUGUCUUUGAUGCCUCUUGACAUACGCAGACCGUGCGCGACCACCAGCCGACGUGCUUUCUACUUUCAGCAAUCAGCACAUCUCCAGUCAUUUCUAAAUGCAACCUUGGAGCGAAAUGAUGCUAAGAGAGCCACAGCCAGAGAUCUUCUCCACCACCCCUUCCUCAGCCUCGCCGGGUCCACCACCUGUCUGCGCCCGCUUUUGAAAAAAAUAAUUAGACAAAAAUGA